Molecule: messenger RNA, 2887 nt
Organism: Pyrus x bretschneideri (Chinese white pear)
Lineage: Eukaryota; Viridiplantae; Streptophyta; Magnoliopsida; Rosales; Rosaceae
Product: protein ANTI-SILENCING 1
Exons: 12
Coding region: 1304-2485 (393 amino acids)
Molecular function (GO): RNA binding
Source: RefSeq, a predicted model, not a curated record
UCCACGAGACAAGUACGGUCAGAGAGUUUAGUGAAAAAACAAGUACGGUCGAAGAACUGUCUAAAUUGGAGGGAGGAAAGAAGAGGAAGAGUCCCCGGACAGCGGCAUAUCACCGCGCCAUCGCGUUCGGGGUUUUUCAUCACAAACGGGAACAAGAUUUACAACCAAAGCGAAACGACUUAGGGUUUCGCACUCUUCCAGUUCCGCGGUACCAGCAUUGCCUCGGUUACUAUCUUCGGCUCUGUAGAGAGCCGCUGUAAGGUUAACUGUGAGUCUGCUUGUGAAGAGGCCUGGUGGGGGAAUAUGGAAGAAGAUACACCGACUGAAGAGCUUGAAUUUACAUGGGGAAAGAAGAAAGGAAAGGGAGGGAAAAAUAAGGACGUUCUGUUUUAUGAAUCUUUCACUUUUGAUGGUGAAGAGUAUACCCUGUAUGAUUGUGUUUAUCUUUACAAGAAAGAUGAACCUGAGCCUGAGAUUGGAAAGCUAAUAAAAAUAUGGGAAACUGGUGAGAAGGCAAAGAAAGUUAAAGUUUUAUGGUUUUUUCGUCCUUCUGAGAUUUCAAAUUUUCUUGGAGGUGAAGAGAUACUUGAGAAUGAGUUGUUUUUGGCAUCCGGUGAAGGUGUAGGCCUUGCGAAUCUUAAUCCAUUGGAAUCUAUUGCUGGAAAAUGCAAUGUUCUUUGCAUUUCAAAGCACAAGGAAAAUCCUCAACCAUCAGACGAAGAGCUUCAAAUGGCUGAAUUUGUGUUUCAUCGAACCUUUGAUGUUGGGCUGCAAAAAAUUGCCGAUAAGAUGGAAGGAAUAAUUGCUGGGAUUGAUGUUAAAUUCAUGUUUAACAGAAAGGAAAUUCAGAAGCCUGGUGGCGUUCUGAAAGUUGAUUUAGGAAAAAAUGAAGUUUGUGGGAAUGUCAUAGCAAGUAAUGAAACAAUGGUUCUAUCAAAGAAAAACUCAUUUAAAGAAAAUAUCACUUUAGAGACAAAUGAAAAUUGUGUUGAUUCUUCAACACAAGAAAAUGGUGGUUUGGUUAAGCAUAAACCAUCACUUGUAGAAAAGCCUGCUUCUGGUGUAGGUUUAAAUUCAAGUGACACGGAUAAAAUGAAUGAAAAACUGGAACAUGUGUCAAAUCCCAUGGCCUUGUUGAGGUUUGAAGUUAAAAGUGAUGAAGGUGAGGUUAAGCAUGGUAAAGUUCAUGCACGACAAGUUGAAGAGGAAGAAAAAGUGAAGUUCACUAAGGAUAACAUUGAUUUGGAUAAUAGGCCAACCAAGAAGGCGAAGCUUGAUACGGGAAAAAUUAGAGAGCGAAUACAUGUGGAGGUGGAAAGAAAGAAAAAAUUUACCUAGUGUUUGUGACCCAAAGGUGAAGAAUGACGCUUCAAUUGAAGUGGGCAACGAUAAAAACAAAAGUAGUGACUUGAAGCAUAGGAGUGAUACAAAGGUUUUAUCCCCAAAGGUUUCUAAUGAAGUGGACCAUGGACAAUCAAAAAAGCCGAAGCUUGACACUUCAAUUGAAGUGCCCAAUGACAAAAGCAAAAGUAGUGACCCAAAGUGUGUGAAUGCUACAAAGGUUUUAUCACCGACUAUGUCUGCUCUUGAUGAUAUAUCCAAACUUAAGCGUUCAAAGGAUUCUCUUGGAACAAACAAUUCCCCUCUCAAAAAGAUGAAGCCUGAUGAAAAGGCAACAACCAUUUCCAAUGGCAACGAUGGCAACUUGCCUAAAGCAUCUCAACGUAAAGUCAAACAUGAUUGUCGUGGAACAGACGAAGAGUCUUGCAAGAAGAUAAAUCUCAAUGAGAAGGCCAUGGCGCUUUCUGAUGGCAAGUUGCCUAAAGUUCCUCUUACACAGAAUCAAAGUAUGGCUGAUAAAGUUGAUGGCCUUGUAGUGGAAGUUACUCGACAUCCCAAUGGUGAUAGAAGAACAUGGUUCAAGGGAUUUCCUUGGGAAGAUAGAAUUCAGAAUGCACAUGAGCAAGGCACUCUUGUUCUGCUCCAAAAUUUGGAUCCAGCAUACACUUCAGCGCAAGUGGAGGACAUAGUAUGGCAUGGUAUUAAGGAAAGCUGCACGGCUAAGAUGAUUCAGCGGACUGCAAAUUCUAGUCCUCACUAUGGACAAGCUCUUGUGAUUCUCAAAACUAGGGAAGCAGCACAAAAGGUUGUUAGAGAAUUGGAUGAGGGCUGCCUAUUAUUGUCAAAUGGAAGGCCUCUGGUUGGCAGCAUUGGAACUCCUUGUUCCUCAGAAAGGAAGCCACCUUUUUUUGGUCAUUUAACUAUCGAGAAACUUUGGCACCAAAAUGCACGGGAAGUGAAAGAAGCCAUAUCAACUUCACAUUGUUCCCAGCCCAACACUAUUGAAUACAAUAUGGCCAUGGAGUGGUGUUUACAACAAGAAAGAUCAGAUCUUUUUUGGAAGAACUUGUAUAAGCAACAAGGAAAGGAGUUGAGACAACUCAAAGCUAAACUUAAACUCAAAGAUGCACUUAAGGCGAAGUAAGCAGUGUGGCUGGGUAAACUUGCUCCCAUUGUUUUAUCAUGGAAGAACUUAUAUGGCUGGGCCGUAAUUCAGGGAUCAGGCAAUUUCAUGGUUGCACAGGUACAAAUAUUUUGUUUAGGACUGGUUUCCAGGUGUUGUGAAUCUCACCCGUAGUCUUUGCCCGUAGGAAAUAACUGGACGGUAUGCUUACAUAUGAGCUCCAUCACCGAAUAAAAAUGUAAAUUCCUUGGUAUCAUUUUCAGAUAGGUGAAUGGCCGUUUGUACAGUUAUGAUUUAGGUUAAACAAGUGUUUUUUCAUCUCAGUUGAAACUAACAGACCGUGGUCGUUGUUUGUACAGUUAUGAUUUAGGUUAAACAAGAUUUUUUCGUCUCAGUUGAAAUUAACAGGCCAAAAUUCUUGUA